Durusdinium trenchii is the source of this 2028-nucleotide messenger RNA. The record is from the annotation of a GenBank genome assembly. Lineage: Eukaryota; Dinophyceae; Suessiales; Symbiodiniaceae.
AUGUUGGUCACGGCCCCGAGGUUUUACAGCGCGAAGAUCUGGCAAGAGGGCAAACGAGGUCCACCGCCCAUCUUCGCCUCCAUUGGGGUGCGGCAUCCCUUCCAGAUCCAAUUGGACAUUGAGACCUUGCCAAGUCUCUUUGACUUGAUCGGGCAGGAAAUCGAGCAUUUCGAUGCAGGCAAUACGGUGAUCGCUGUGGCGCAGAUCCCAAAAGUGUCACAGGCCUGGCAGGAGCUGCAGCGUCGCAUGCACAGCUCGGUGGCCCGUUUGGAGCCGCGAGGAUUGUCCAUGCUGGCCUAUGCAUUGGCACGAAUGAAGGGCUUCGAGGACCCAGUGCUGUUGACGGCGGUGCUCGACCGCUCCGUCACGAAGAUGCCGGACUUUGGGCCGACCGACGCAGCGAAGCUAGCUUGGGUUCUGGCGAAGUUGCAAAUCCGCGAGCGAAGUGACUUGUGGGUGGCCCUUUCCAAGGAGGCUGCUCGAAAGAUUUGUGACUCGGGGCGCUUCAUCGACAUCUCCAUGACCGCGUGGGCCUUCGCGAAGGCCGGACAGGCGGAGCGGAUUUUGUUCGGACAGCUGGCCUCGGCCGCCCUGCAGUGUAACGACCUGCCCCCGCACACGAUUGCCAACCUUUGCUGGGCCUUUGCAAAGUCAAAGAACAGCAACAAAGACCUUUUUGAUAUGUUGGCCAAGCGCUCCAUCGAGGCGCACCGCUCCUUUGAUCGACAAAGCGUAUCAAAUUUGGUUUGGGCCUUUGCCACUUUGGAUGUUUGCCACGAAGAGCUCUUCGCCGUCUUCGCGAACUAUACCAUCGAUAGCGGGCUUUGGCGGCAGUUUUCCCCACAGAUGGCUUCCAACAUGUUGUGGGCCUAUGGGAAGGUCGGGAUUGCUCACAUGCGGCUGUUCGACACCUUUGCCGAAGCUUGGUUUGGCACGGCUGUUUUCGCAUCUGAACGCCUGGUAUGGAACCUCGCCAACUCUGCAUGGGCCUAUGCCACCACACAGCUUCCCAGCCAGCAGGUCUUCGAUGUGUUGACCAAGCGCGCCUGUGGUCGCUUGAGCACUUUCCGGCUUGAUGAGCUCUGUGGGAUCAUGUGGGCCUAUGUCCGUGCGAAGCCUGAGUCAGUGGCUUUCAGCCAUAUCUUCGAGGAGUCCGUGCAGCUGCUCCUGCCCAGAGUCCAGUCAUUAGACUCUCAAAGCGUCGCGAAUGUGAUUUGGAUCCUUGCCACCUGUCAGCAGCUACGACAGCAAGCUGUGCCACAGGCACGCGAGCUGGUCGAUAGCUUGAUGGUGGCCCUCCUGGAUCUCCGGAUCCGACUGGACUCGGAGGGCGCCGCGCAAGUGGUGUGGUCGCUCUGGCGCAUGGGUCGCUUUCAUGAUGCGUGGAUUCUCUUUGUUCGAACCCUGAGUGAUGGCCGUCACCCGGAGCACGGCAAAACCGGCUACACCAAGAAGCAUGCCGUAGAUGGACGGCAGCACUGGCGCUACUAUCAGACCCUCCUGAUGGAAACCGAGAAGCGCGGCGAUGUCCAGAAGCAGGGGACCGAGCUGGGCCAACGACAGGUGUUCCUUUGGAAGCAGAUGGCAGCGGACUUCUUCUCACGCAACUUGCGGACCGCCUGUUUGAACUGUGCCGUCAUGGCCUACUUGAAUGGAGGAGAUCAGGACGGUGCACGGGAGAUGCUCCGGCAAAUGGUGCGUACGAAGCUCUUCAACCAGGUGACGGGCUCCUUGGCAGCUCGCAUGGGCAUUCGCAAUCUCGAGGCGGUGCUCGUGCGGGGUGGGUUGCAGGAGCUCAAGAAAUGCCUUGAGAGCUCCUCCUCUUGCUAUGCAGUCGUGAACCCGCCGGACGACGCGGAGCAGUUCAGCGUCCAGGAGGGCACCCUGCUGGUGCCCCUGGAAGUCUACGAGCUCCUGGGAGGUGGUCAGGCCUCCAUCGAGAUGGUCGAGCUGGAGGAGGCCAAGAUGGUGAAGCUCGGCGGUGUCCGCGAUGAGGAGCCUGGGUGGCUGCGGUGGCAAGCCGGUUGA